Molecule: messenger RNA, 1005 nt
Organism: Brugia malayi
Lineage: Eukaryota; Metazoa; Nematoda; Chromadorea; Rhabditida; Onchocercidae
Gene: Bma-ldh-1
Exons: 8
Coding region: 1-1005 (334 amino acids)
Biological process (GO): carboxylic acid metabolic process
Cellular component (GO): cytoplasm
Molecular function (GO): L-lactate dehydrogenase (NAD+) activity
Source: RefSeq, a predicted model, not a curated record
AUGAGCGAGACAACAGCAGCACUAUUCAAGGAGAUCGUCCCUGCACAUCGCACCCCGCACUCUAAAGUUACGGUGGUUGGUGUUGGCCAAGUUGGCAUGGCUUGCGCUGUUAGCAUUAUGCAAAAGAAUAUUGUCAGUGAGCUAUGUUUGGUGGAUGUCGUAGCGGACAAGUUAAAGGGAGAAAUGAUGGAUCUGCAACAUGGUGUCCCAUUUAUGAACCCGUGUAUCAUUCGUGCCUCCGUCGAUUAUGAAAUCACCAAGGGCUCGAAGCUUUGUGUAGUAACAGCGGGUGUUCGUCAACGUGAGGGUGAAAGUCGCCUCUCGUUAGUGCAGCGUAAUGUAGAAAUUUUCAAGGGCAUCAUUCCUAAAUUGGUAGCCAAUUCUCCGGAUGCUAUGCUUUUGAUUGUUUCCAAUCCAGUCGAUGUACUCACCUACGUUGCAUGGAAGAUUUCUGGUCUACCACCACACCGUGUAUUCGGUAGUGGAACGAACCUUGAUUCUGCUCGUUUCCGUUUUUUGCUUUCCGAGAAACUUGGAAUUGCAGCAACUAGCUGUCACGGAUGGAUCAUUGGUGAACAUGGCGAUUCAAGCGUUCCGGUUUGGUCUGGUGUUAAUGUAGCAGGUGUUGCAUUACGGGACGUGAAGCCGGACAUUGGUAAGAGCGCUGAUUCAGACAAAUGGCAGGAAGAAGUUCAUAAAGGAGUUGUUUCAGCUGCAUAUGAGAUCAUCAAGCUGAAAGGUUAUACUUCUUGGGCUAUUGGUAUGUCCACAGCUGCCAUUGCCUCAAUUGCUCUUCGUAAUACGCGUUCAGUUUGUGCUCUUUCCGUCAACGUCAAAGGUUUACAUGGCAUUAAUCAAGACGUUUAUCUAUCGCUUCCAGUCGUUCUUGGUGAAAAUGGCAUCACUCACAUCGUAAAACAGAAUCUGAAUGAAACUGAGAUAAAGCAGCUUCAGAAAUCUGCCGCGCAGUUGUACGAAGUGCAAUGCGGUAUCAAAGGUCUUUGA